ACCAGCUCAGUAUGGAAACUAUCUGUCUGUGGCAGCAGAGAGUUCAGUCCAGUUUCAUUUCCCCGAGGUGAAGGCAGGAGGAUCUCGUUCCUUACGCUUCAGGAAGAAGAUCAAGAUCAGGAUGCUGUAGGUGGACAGAAGAUUAUUAAUUAUACCUUUCUUUCUUUUUCGCAAAUUACUGCUUUGUCAGAACAAAAUGUAGAAGGAUUUCAAAAAAAGCUGGCAGAGUUUCUGAAUUUUAAACAAUUAAAGACAUCUUUGAAGGAAGCUAUUCUGCUAGAUUAUUAUACUGCAGGAUUUUGUUGGGCAAAAGAAAUGAAUUUCAGUCUUAUACAGCUGUCACAAUACAUGGGUCUCUUAAACUUCCUGUUGGAGAACCUCAGUGACAAACAUAUGACCUUAGAAGAUAACAUAAAGGAACUUGGAAGAGCAAUGGCUGGAAUAGGAGUAACUGAUUCAGAAAGAAGUGGUGACUUGGAUGUCUUCAGCAUUGACCAAGCCAAAGCAAUCAUUGAUUACAUGAAUAUCAGCUUAUUUCGACUCUAUAAAUUGUAUGAACAUAUCUUCCACAGUCCUAGAGAGGAAUAUGUGAUAAGUAAUGAGGUAAAUCAUUUAUAUAGAUGGAAUUCAUUAUGUAGAGUUAUUUAAUGAAUGCACUCUGGCAUAUGUUUUGUAUUGCUCAAAGCAACAUCAUGUCAACAUUACUUCAUUACU
Meleagris gallopavo (turkey) is the source of this 714-nucleotide messenger RNA. Lineage: Eukaryota; Metazoa; Chordata; Aves; Galliformes; Phasianidae. The record is from RefSeq and is a predicted model, not a curated record.